AUCUACCGAGUUGAGGUUGAGAUUGUGCACCAUUGAUUGCCUUUGAUACACACGUUUUAUUAUUGCUAAACGUUAUAAUUUUUAAAAGAUUUACAAUACUAAUAAAAGAACACAAUAUAGCUACUGCUGCAUGCGUAAAAAAUCAUUUCGAUGUUCUUCAAAUAAGUAAAUGCGCAUGCCGGGCCGUACGAAACUUAUGAAAGUCUAGCCUGCAGUGGUCUAACCUCAGCAACAUGUUUCAUGGGUGUACACGGCUCUGCGCAAGUGGCCUGAGGCUACCUGCACAGAUCAUGUCAUCGAGGUACGCUGGCACUCUGUCCAAAGCAGAAGCGAGGAAACGGAGGAAUCAGCUUUUCGACGAGGAGAAGCGGAGGCAACGAUCGGAAUUGGGUAGAAUCGAGAAGAUAGAGGUCACAUAUAAAUCAGUGGAGGAUGAGAUUGUAAUGGUGAUGAAUCGGAACAUCUCCACGCCGUACGACUGUGCCAGGCACAUUUCCGAAAGCGUCGCCAAGAUGUCAGCAAUUGCCUCAGUGAACGAUCAAGUCUGGGACAUGCACAGGCCGUUUACAGGCAAUUGCGAGUUGCAGCUGAUGACCAUGCAAAGCCCGCGGUUACGCCAGAUCAAUAGCGCCUUCUGGCGUACCUGCUCGUUGAUCCUGGGCGCUGUGGCGGACAGCGCAUUUAAGGAUAACGUGAAUGUCCACCUACAUAGCUUUCCCAUCCCAAUAAUCACCUCUGGCAGCUUCACUUACGACGUAUUCAUCGAUCUGCCGGACUGGCGGCCAACUGAAUCUGAAUUACGCGCCAUGUCCGCACUCUUUGUCAAAUUGACGAAUCGCGAAUUGCUACUGGAACGAUUGGAAGUACCCUGCAGCAUUGCGCUGAACAUGUUUCAGGAUAAUCCCUUCAAGUCCGAGCAGAUACCCAAUAUCGCCAAAGACAGCGACAACGAUAUGGUAACGUUGUAUCGCAUGGGAGACCAUGUGGAUAUCAGCAAAGGCCCUAUGGUAGGCAACAGCGGCCUGAUAGGACGCGUUACUGUUUCUGCGAUACAUAGACUCACAGACGGGCCCGUGGACGGUCUGUAUCGCUUUCAAGGCAUCGCCUUGCCGAAAGGUAUUCUGCUUAAUCACUUCGCCUAUGGUAUCCUGGAGAAACGCGCUAAGAAAUUGAACACUACCACGUGGCAGCCUCAAGUGGAGGACGAAACGGUCAGCAUGACGGCAUCCGCGAAUUAAAGACACUCAUCACGUUAUUUAAGAACGUAUUCGUGUAAAUAAAUGCAUCUUUCAGUUGGUUUUAAA
Messenger RNA from Solenopsis invicta (red fire ant), 1304 nucleotides. RefSeq names its product 39S ribosomal protein L39, mitochondrial (gene mRpL39). The transcript has 3 exons. Bases 234 to 1238 code for a protein of 334 amino acids. Gene Ontology annotation, cellular component: mitochondrion. Gene Ontology annotation, biological process: threonyl-tRNA aminoacylation. NCBI's taxonomy places the organism in Eukaryota, Metazoa, Arthropoda, Insecta, Hymenoptera, Formicidae. The record is from RefSeq and is a predicted model, not a curated record. Gene Ontology annotation, molecular function: nucleotide binding; threonine-tRNA ligase activity.